This is a messenger RNA of Scleropages formosus (Asian bonytongue), 3320 nucleotides long. It is a transcript of the gene gjb9b, whose product is annotated as gap junction protein beta 9b. Gene Ontology annotation, molecular function: gap junction channel activity. The coding region runs from base 101 to 880 and encodes 259 amino acids. Gene Ontology annotation, cellular component: connexin complex. The transcript is spliced from 2 exons. NCBI's taxonomy places the organism in Eukaryota, Metazoa, Chordata, Actinopteri, Osteoglossiformes, Osteoglossidae. The record is from RefSeq and is a predicted model, not a curated record. Gene Ontology annotation, biological process: cell-cell signaling.
GCAGGACAACUGGGCUUUAAGAGGCUUCCUCACAAAUAUCUUCAUCUGUACUUAGUGCCUCAAACUCUAGAGCAGGAGCUGUUCCACCCUGGUGGCAGAUAUGAACUGGUCCAAUCUGUGGUCCCUGAUCAGUGGAGUGAACCAGUACUCGACUGUCCUGGGCCGGGUCUGGUUCUCGCUCGUGUUCGUGUUCCGCCUAUUGGUUCUGGUGGUGGCGGCGCAGCCGGUGUGGAGCGACGAGUCCGGCCAGUUCACGUGCAACACGGGGCAACCCGGCUGCCAGAACGUCUGCUACGACAAACUGUUCCCCGUCUCUCCAGUUCGACUCUGGGCCCUGCAGCUGGUCGCUGUCAUCUGCCCUUCGCUCCUGGUGGUGGCUCACGUGAAGUAUCGCGAGGAGAAGAACGCUAAGCUUGCCAAGGCCAAGAAAGGUGCCCGCAUGUACUACAGGCAACCCGGCAAAAAGCGCAGAGGGUUGUGGUGCACGUAUCUGCUCAGCCUGAUCAUGAAGUCCGCUUUUGACCUCACCUUCCUUUAUGCUCUCUAUUACAUCUAUAAUUUCAACAUACCAGUCAUCUACAAGUGCUCCCUGGAUCCCUGCCCCAACACGGUGGACUGCUUUAUCUCCCGGCCCACCGAGAAGAAGAUCUUCAUGAUAUUCAUGGCGGCAUCGUCGGCCGCCUGCAUCCUGCUCUGCCUCUGCGAGAUCAGCUAUCUGCUGUGCCGUUGUAUCACCAAGUGGCGGGAUAUUCUAGGGAUGCCCAGGGAGUGGAACGACCCCACUGCCACAGCCAAAGCCCUCCAACAGAAUGGCACAGCAAAGGAAGUGACUGAUGGCACAGCAAAGGAGGUGACCCAGAGCAGGGAGAUACAGCAAUGACGCUGAUGUGUCUGUCUUUCAAUUUCAACCGCCAGGAGACACUUUUCAGUUAAAACAUUGAGAUUCUUACUUUGGCUUUUCAAAAUCUUUCGAUGUUUGUUUCACCUUUUGGCUGGAGCUCAUGAUAACAACUUACCGCUUGAUGGAAAGUACACACUGACCCCUGGUGUGCAAAUCAGGACAACACAAACUCUUUGGUGAAAAGCCGACACGCUCCUCAGGAUACUGUUUCUGAGAAGUUUCCCGAUAGACUCACCGUCCAGGGUCAUCUGAGGUCUCGUGGUCCUUAGAGACGCAGAUGGCAAAAUUACAUUUACCGGUCAGUUUUAUCCAGGGUGAGUUAUAAUGUUAGAGUUUUUCACUAAGCUGCUAAGUUUACAUUUAUUUAUCCAUUUAUGGAGCAGGGUAAUGUUCACUAUAAAUUCACGGCAAGUGCCUUGAUCAAGCGUACUACAGCUGGGGAAUUCAAACCAGGGACCUUCCAACUGAAGAAAUUAAUUCCAACCACUGGACAGGACAACUACAGCGACUUUAGGUCCAAAGGCAGCAGCUCUAACCACUACGCUACCAGCUGCCCCCAUCCAGUCGAUUCGUCAGUCAAUCUUUAACUUUUAACCGAUUAACCGAAGGUCCAGUUGAUCAGAAUCUACUGCCUUACCAUACUUUGAGGUGUCAAUUUAUAAAGGCGCCAGAAAACAAAACGACGGUAAUAGAAAGAAAAAUGUGUGUCAUUUGACCAGAAGGAGGUCAGAAGACAUAGUUUUGACAUGACUGAUGUUCACCAUAAAUGUGCACAGUGCCUGACCUCUGAAGUUGUUUUAAAGUUUUUGCAUACUUGCAUAAUUGCACGGCUUCUGUUUUUCAUGGUUUGUUUUGAGCAGAAUGCAGAUUACAUAAAGAGUAAUUUUGGACGUGCUAUCGAACCUCACUGCGAUCCAAUGUAAGCGGUGCGUCCUCCACCACCGCAGCGGUCGCCGCGGUCGCCACGGUCACCACACCUCGCACCUGACAGGAGCCCGCACUGCUGCGAGCACCAUGAAGGACGCGGUCAGAAAUAGUGUUUCUGGAACUUCAUCUGCAUUCUCCCGGGCGCUGCAGUGAGGCCUCCGGACUGCGGCGCGGCAGGAUCCGCGGCGCCUGAAUGAUGAUGGCUGAACUUGGGGGUUAAAGCCGACAAUCCCCCGGCGAAGCAGUCGGAGGCUGUUAGGUGACAGCCCUGCAGAACGCAUAUCAGAUGUGUGUUUACGGAGGCUGCCGGACAGGGUCUUCAGUUAACUGUCGCUGUGGAUGUGUCUUCCCCAUCCGAGAUGAUGGAUUGGAUGAAUCACGCUGGGGGGGGAGGUUGGCGGCUGGGGGACUUCUGUGGGGAUUUGGACCUGGUCAUGUUUGUAGGCAUGAGGCUGGUGAAGGGAGAGCAACAGUAAUGAAGUUUGAAAGUGUGUGUGUGUCUGUGUGUGUGUGUGUCUGUGCGUGUGUGUUGUUUACCACUUUUCCAGGAGUUACCAAUGCACUGGUGUUUAAAAGCCCUGUUCCUCCCCCCACACCCCCAGGGACAGGACCCAUCUGGGUUCGGGCCUAACAGACGUGUCGGCAACUCAGACUCCUGUUGGAGCCUGUCGAGCCGCUUGCCAGGGGAUGACAGGUACACGCAGCCUCUCCUGAACCGCUGCUGUGCCGCUGUUGGCCUGGUGGCCUUUUCCAUCGUUGCCUUUUCAACGAGUCACCGACUGUUGCUCGUCCUUAUCCCUGUUUUUAAACUCGUGCUCUUGUUUUAAGGCAGCUGGUGGCACUGCAGCCUUAGGUGACAUUAUGAAAAUUAAAUGGGUAAAAAAUGCAAAUGAAAUGUAAAUGUAAAUAUAUCCCCUUAAGAGAGCAGCCCUGCAUGCCAGGAGGAUAUACGCGUAAACCACAAAGUACCGACUCUCAACCUGGAUGCGGUACUGAAACUCAGCCUUUAAGCUCUUGAAUCUUUCGAACCCAAGGUGACUUCCUGCAGGGUGUGGACCUUUAGGCCACGCGGAAUUUUCCAGCUAAUGCGCAGACACACACACACACACACACACACACACACACACACACACUGCAUCAGCUGUCAACUUAACCGUUCCGCCCUUGCGGCUGAUCCAAGAUGGAACCCUGGAAUCCCCUUCCUUGCACCAUCCUUCUUGCUGACCUUCUCCUUGAAAGGAAUGUCGCCCAGCUGCAGCUCCCGGGUUCGACGCUUUAUCAGUCAGAAAAUGCAAAAGUGAAAACAACAGCAACACGAGUCUGGAUUUCCCCGUCUUCCCCAUGACUGUCGGGUUCAACGACCACACUUGGGUAUGUCCCACGGUAAAAAAGUUUUGGACUGAACUGAAAACUUCAUAUUUAAAUAGAGGCAAAUAUUGAUAUAAACUUCAAAGAAACUGAUGAUGUAAUGAUGAACUUUGUUAUUAUUAAU